GGGGCCUUCCCAGACAGCAGCCAGCGCGCUUGCAUCAAAUGUGACGCUACCAGCGGCAAAGCUUUCAACUUCCAGUCUGGCUUCUCCAUGUUCCAGACAUGGUCGCCAGCAAUCCUGCAAUCCUCGCAAGUCUGUGCCUGCCAGGCUGCACCAGACGGCUACACCACGGUCAUAGCCACAACGGAAUCGAAUGGCACGUUCUAUCAGCGAUGUGUCGUGUGUCCCGACGGCACGACGGCCAACAACCUGAACCAAUGCGCUCCAAACAGCCGCACCGUAUCAAUCGCGCUCACACCAGCGCAGCAGCUAUCGGAGGCUCUGCAGCAGCUCAGCAUCGGCCUGACUUCAUCGGCCGCCACCCAGGCUUCAAUUGCCGUUCCCACCGCCAGCGGCUCCAGUGUGUUGGAUCUCAACGUGCAGCAGUCAAAGCCGCUGGUGGAACUUCUUGGGCCGUCGGCCUUGGCGUGCAGGCAGGGGCUGGGCGCAGACCGGGCCGCGUGCAACGCUGUGGCCAAUCUGUGCGCGCUCACGUUGUAUGACAGCACCUCCGCAGCGUGUCGUAUGUACGACGCGCUGGUCAAACUGUUCGUUACCAACAGCGUAGGGGCUUCCCCGCCUCCCCCCAGCGGCACAACGCGACGCGGUACCACCAGUUUCAAACCGGAGACCGGCAGCAUGCCCUGGCUCUACUACGAGGGCGUCGGCUACACGGAUGACCCCCGCAUGGAUCUUCGAGUGCAGUUCUCCGGCGGCAACCUCGCCCAGGGCCAGGUGUCCAUGCUUACCUUUGUUCUGUCGUCGUACCUGCUGAACGGUACCUGGCUGGGCUACAACACCUGGACGUCGGAGUUCCAGUUGUGUGGGGCGCCCAAGGGGGAUGGGUCACGCUGGUACAGGGUCGGUUGGAACUACAAAAAUAGCUGCAGCAUCAAGCUGGAGGCACUGCUGGCGGAGGUGGCGCCUGCGUUCCGGGGUGGGGACGACACCGUCAUGUAUGAGCUGUUCCUGCAGGUGGGUACCUCGACAUUGUACCCUGUGCCCGUGCUCAUCACAAACACACUCACGGAUACAACGGUCGAGAACUCAGGCGCCGUGCGGCGCUUCUUCUUUGCGGACGCCCGUCUGGGCUUCAGCGCUCAGUCGCAGGGUUUGCAGGUGGUGCAGUACGCUGCGGACAUGCAGCUGCGCGUGGUGUUGAGGCGCACACCUCGAGACUCCAUCUACGUGCCGCAGCUCACCAUCACAUACAGCGCCUGGGAGACGAACACGCUGAGCACCGUGAACCUGGACAGCGACGCCGCCAACGUGGAGCGACCGGCGUCCUUCUCCGUGACCUACACGAACGAGCCGGAUUUGAACAACCGCUUCUGGUACGGGUGGCGGACCAUCUUGAUCGUGUUCGAGGUGGUGCUCGCCUUCCCCGCCAUGAUGCUGUCGGUGUUCCGGUAUAUCCGCAAGAAGAGGGAGCAGGCAGAUUUGGACUUUUUGGUGUACAUCGGCGUCAGCUUUGCAGACAUCGGCUCCUUCGCACUCGCAAUGGUGCUGCUGGUAGUGUCGCUGUACUACCUAAUCCUUUACAAGCUACAGGAGGAGAUUUACUUCCUGAUGCUGCCGGACGACCAGCUGGAGAACUUUAAGAUUACGGUCAUCCUGGCGAUAGUCGGCCAGAGCCUAGGGCUGCUUUGGAUGCUGUGGCAGCAGAUGCGCACGGACGUCUUCUUUAUCGACUGGGAGAAGCCUCGCAAGAUCCUCAGCAAGGAAGGUACCCGAGAGGAGCCGGGCGCAGUGAGCUGUUGGCGGACGUUGAUGGUGGCCAACGAGUUUAAUGAACUGCAGACGGUUCGCGUCACGUACCCGCCCUUUACCUUGCUGAUGGUGGUGAUGAUUCUGGAAGGUGCCAACGUCAUCGCGGCGGCCGACGUGACGCCGGAUGCCAGCGACUACCAGCACUACUUCGGCGUGACCACCUCCAUCAUCCUGCGCUUCGGUGUAGAGUCCUUCUUCUUCCUGGUGCUCUUCUUGGGCCAGUACAUCUUCAAGCGCCUGCUGUACUACCCGUACGUGGCCAACCCCGUGACACAGUUCAUUGACCUAAUGUACCUGGCCAACAUCUCCACGCUCAUUUUUGACGACACGCACUCGGGGUACUAUAUCCACGGAAGGAACCUUGCACAGCACUCAGACACGACGUUGAGGGAGCUCAACCAGGAGCUGCUGAAGGAGGAGGAGGGUCUCACUUCGCAGCGGGGCCUCAUCAACUCCUCCGCCAACCCCAAGCUCGCGGACAACCAGCUGUUCCUCAUGUACAUCACGGAGUCGAUCCGCAAGACUUACGAUGCCAAGAUGCUGCAGCUCGUCCAGCAGGCCACCAACGACUCCCGCAACCGCAAGGGCAUCGUUAACACGUUUCUGCGGGGGAGCGGUCGCCAACGCGACACCGUGCUCACCGCUUACCAAGACGUCACGCUGCUCUUCAAACAAAUGAUUGAGGACGUGGAGCGAAAUCAGGCGACGCAGGUUACCGAUCCGACCUACAUGCAGAUGAUCUUGCAGCUGCCGCCGGAAAACGCGCAGAACAAUCCCGCCUUUGUGCACGACUAUUUUUCGUCCUUCACGACCACCAUUUUCAUUGGCAACGAGGUCCGGCUGUUCGUGUACGAGGCGCUGUUCUUUUGCGCUAUCGACAUGUCGCUGCGCAAUGUGGCGCUGUCCGCGCUGCUCACAUUCAUCGUGAUCCGCGUCGUGGCAUACGUGCGCGCCAUGGUCGGGGAGGACAACCUCUCGCAGAAGACACUGGUUGACCGCCAUUUCCUCAUCUAA
This is a messenger RNA of Volvox carteri f. nagariensis, 2820 nucleotides long. RefSeq lists its product as uncharacterized. The transcript has 19 exons. Gene Ontology annotation, cellular component: ciliary transition zone; MKS complex. Lineage: Eukaryota; Viridiplantae; Chlorophyta; Chlorophyceae; Chlamydomonadales; Volvocaceae. Gene Ontology annotation, biological process: cilium assembly. The record is from RefSeq and is a predicted model, not a curated record. The annotation marks the transcript as partial.